Stegastes partitus (bicolor damselfish) is the source of this 6943-nucleotide messenger RNA. RefSeq names its product solute carrier family 12 member 2 (gene slc12a2). The record is from RefSeq and is a predicted model, not a curated record. Gene Ontology annotation, biological process: potassium ion import across plasma membrane; chloride transmembrane transport; sodium ion homeostasis. The coding region runs from base 399 to 3857 and encodes 1152 amino acids. Gene Ontology annotation, molecular function: sodium:potassium:chloride symporter activity; ammonium channel activity. Gene Ontology annotation, cellular component: apical plasma membrane. The transcript has 27 exons. Lineage: Eukaryota; Metazoa; Chordata; Actinopteri; Pomacentridae.
GGAGGAGCUGCGGCAAGGUCGACAACAGCAUCCUGCCCUGAACGACAGAAACAACCAGAGGUGGACGGCAUUUAGUGCUGUGGUUCCGUACUACAGAAGGUAAAAGGAGAAUUUUGGACUUAUUGUCGCGGUUGAAGAAGGAGGAAAGUGCUUUAAAGUUUCCAGCCCGUAGCCGCAUGUUCUGAGGAAGCUAACGAGCUAUCCUCAACUACUGCCGCUCUCCGCACGGCUGCCCUGCGCCUCCUCUGACCGGGCGGAGCAGCGUGUUCUUCCCGUUAAAUAGGAAGACAGUUAUUACCGGGCGACUCCCGAGCUUCCACACUUUGUCUAGUUAGAUUUGUGGGCUAUAAACAGUUUUUCUCCAACACGGUUUCUACGUUCAUUAGUGUUUUUGUGCCAUGUCAGCACCAUCCUCCGCGCCUUCCGCCCCGGCAGAGAACGCCGCGACGGAACAUGAUUUUCUAGUCCCAGAUGCGGGGCAGAGGCCGCCCGGUCCAACGCCCAGCCAGAGCCGGUUCCAGGUGGACCUUGUUGCUGAGGCUGCGGGCGCCAGCGAUGAUAAGUCCCCGAGCUCCGACGCUUCCGCCACUGCCACGGAGGGUCCGAGUACUGACCCAGGGGUCGGCAGCGAGGAAGCCAAAGGCCGGUUUCGGGUGGUGAACUUUGCCGAUCCGAGCGGAGCGGGGAGCCCUGCAUCUCCAGAGGCAGCGCCGGCUGAGGGAUUGCAGAACGGGGACACGGUGAUGAGCGAGACCAGCUUGCAUUCAUCUACAGGGGGCCAGCAUCACUAUCACUAUGACACCCACACCAACACCUAUUACCUGAGGACUUUUGGUCACAACACCAUCGAUGCCGUGCCCAACAUCGAUUUCUAUCGGCAGACAGCAGCGCCGCUGGGGGAGAAACUCAUCAGACCCACCCUGUCGGAGCUGCAUGACGAGCUGGACAAGGAGCCAUUUGAGGAUGGGUUUGCCAACGGUGAUGAGCUGACACCGGCUGAGGAGGCUGCUGCCAAGGAAGCAGCCGAAUCCAAAGGAGUGGUUAAGUUUGGAUGGAUUAAGGGAGUGCUGGUCCGCUGCAUGUUGAACAUUUGGGGUGUGAUGCUCUUCAUCAGAAUGUCAUGGAUCGUGGGCCAGGCUGGCAUUGCUCUUUCCUGUUUGAUCGUCGCCAUGGCUACUGUAGUGACGACCAUCACUGGCCUCUCCACCUCAGCCAUUGCCACCAAUGGAUUCGUACGAGGAGGUGGAGCAUAUUACUUGAUUUCUCGGAGUCUGGGGCCAGAGUUUGGAGGUUCUAUUGGUCUGAUCUUUGCCUUUGCCAAUGCAGUGGCUGUAGCCAUGUAUGUGGUGGGCUUUGCUGAAACUGUUGUGGAACUUCUUAAUGGUGUUGAUGCCAUCAUGACAGAUGAAACCAAUGACAUUCGAAUCAUCGGAACCAUCACAGUCAUCCUUCUGCUGGGCAUUUCUGUGGCAGGAAUGGAAUGGGAGGCCAAGGCCCAGAUCUUCUUGCUUAUUGUCCUCAUUACAGCCAUCAUCAACUACUUCAUUGGAACCUUCAUUUCUGUCAAAUCAAAGGAAUCUGCAGGCUUCUUUGGCUAUGACGGUUCAAUCAUGUGGGAGAACAUGGGUCCGGACUUUCGAGGCGAGACGUUCUUCUCUGUAUUCGCCAUAUUCUUCCCUGCUGCCACCGGUAUUCUAGCUGGAGCCAACAUUUCAGGAGAUCUUGCUGACCCACAGCUGGCCAUUCCCAGAGGAACCCUUCUAGCCAUAGUGAUCACAGGCAUAGUCUACCUGGGUGUUGCUGUUUCAACAGGCUCAUGUAUUGUGAGAGACGCCAGUGGAAAUAUGAAUGACACAGUCAGUUCUCAGUUCAUGAUGAACUGCACUGAUGCUGCCUGCAAAUUUGGCUAUGACUUCUCUACCUGCAAGGGUGAAAAACCUGGCUGCCGCUAUGGUCUUCAGAAUGACUUCCAGGUAAUGAGCCUUGUUUCUGGUUUUGGGCCCAUCAUCACAGCCGGAAUAUUCUCUGCCACUCUGUCCUCAGCUCUGGCCUCUUUAGUCAGUGCACCUAAAGUUUUUCAGGCUUUAUGUAAGGACAACAUCUACCCCGGCCUGCAGAUGUUUGCCAAAGGCUAUGGCAAGAACAAUGAGCCACUCCGAGGCUACAUCCUGACCUUCGGUAUCGCCUUGGCCUUCAUCCUCAUCGCUGAACUGAACACAAUCGCCCCCAUCAUCUCCAACUUUUUCUUGGCGUCCUAUGCCUUGAUCAACUUCUCUGUGUUCCAUGCCUCAUUGGCUAACUCACCAGGGUGGCGCCCCAGCUUCAAAUACUACAACAUGUGGGUUUCCCUUGCUGGAGCCAUACUGUGCUGUGUGGUGAUGUUUGUCAUCAACUGGGCGGCUGCUCUCCUCACUAAUGUCAUCGUUCUGGGUCUUUAUAUCUAUGUCAGCUACAAGAAGCCAGAUGUGAACUGGGGCUCAUCAACCCAGGCCCUGACUUACCACCAGGCCCUGACCCACACUCUCCACCUCAGCGGGGUGGAGGACCACAUCAAAAACUUCAGACCUCAGUGUUUGGUGAUGACUGGUUACCCCACCUCUCGUCCUGCUCUUCUGGAUCUGGUCCAUAGCUUCACCAAGAAUGUAGGCCUGAUGAUUUGUGGUCAUAUCCGCACGGGCUACAGAAGGCCAAACUUUAAAGAUCUUGCCACAGACCAGUCCCGCUACCAGCGCUGGCUGCUGAAGAAUGAGACCAAGGCCUUCUACACACCGGUGUUUGCUGAAGACCUCAGACAGGGCUCCCAGUACUUACUCCAGGCUGCUGGUCUUGGUCGCCUCAAGCCAAACACCCUGGUGAUGGGCUUUAAGAACGACUGGAGGGAUGGUGACAUGAUGAACGUGGAGACUUACAUCAGUAUGAUCCACGAUGCCUUCGACUUCCAGUUUGGUUCUGUUAUUCUACGACUAAAAGAGGGGCUGGAUGUGUCACAUAUUCAAGGACAAGAUGAGUUGCUGUCUUCCCAAGAAAAGACGCCAGGGAUGAAGGAUGUGAUCGUGUCAAUAGACACCAGCAAAGAUUCUGACGCUGACUCGUCCAAGCCGUCCUCCAAGGCAACCAGCCUCCAGAACAGUCCAGCUAUACAGAAAGAUGACGAUGAUGAUGGCAAAGCUACAACUCAGCCCCUGUUAAAAAAAGACAAGAAGAGCCCAACAGUACCUCUGAAUGUGUCUGACCAGAGGCUGCUGGAAGCCAGCCAGCAGUUCCAGAAAAAACAGGGCAAGGGCACAGUGGAUGUCUGGUGGCUAUUUGAUGACGGAGGACUGACCUUGCUGAUCCCCUACCUGCUGACCAACAAGAAAAGAUGGAAGGACUGCAAGAUCCGGGUCUUUAUUGGAGGCAAAAUCAACAGGAUCGAUCAUGACCGCCGAGCGAUGGCCACUUUGCUGAGUAAAUUCAGGAUAGACUUCUCGGACAUCACUGUGCUGGGAGACAUCAACACCAAGCCCAAGAAGGAGCACGUGGCAGCCUUUGAGGAGAUGAUUGAGCCGUAUCGCCUGAAAGAAGAUGACAUGGAACAGGAGGCAGCUGAGAGGCUGAAGAACAGCGAACCAUGGAGGAUUACUGAUAAUGAGCUGGAGCUGUACCGCGCCAAGACCAAUCGUCAGAUCAGACUCAACGAGCUGCUGAAGGAGCACUCAAGCACGGCCAACCUCAUCGUCAUAAGCCUGCCGUUAGCCAGGAAGGGUGCAGUGUCCAGCGCUCUGUACAUGGCCUGGUUGGAAGCGUUGUCCAAGGACCUGCCACCCACACUCCUGGUGCGUGGCAACCACCAGAGCGUCCUCACCUUCUACUCUUAAACACACACUACCAGGAAGAAAACCCAUGUUUUUAAGUCUUACAUCCACUUUUGCCUCUGGGAGCACACCCACCUACACAUCCCAGUUCUAGUAUAAACCUAAAGGUGCACCACAUACACUCCAGAGAUGGUAGAAAAGACGGCCACUGACGGAAACCAAGCUGGUGAUAUGAAAACAAAGUGAUAAUGUUUGAGACAUGUUAAGGCGCUACGUGUGAUGAAGGAAUGUCAGGAUUAGGGUGGGAGCUGCUUGUAAGGCUGUCCACUCGGCUCCUUUAUUUCUUUUUUUUUUUUUUUAUUCCAAGAUGUCUGGGUUUUUCUCUUGUAGCUCUAGUUUCUUCUAAUUUCCUCAUAAAAGCUGUCAUUUUUUUGUUCAAGUUGAUUUCUCUCAGGCUCCAAAGCAGUAGUGCACAAUGUUAACAGUGUCUGUUCUCACGAUAUGAAAUAUCUUGAUGUCAUACCUGUUAAGUUAAUCAGACCAGUUGUUGUGUUUGUUGCAGCAAUAAUCACCCUGUUGUUUUCUUGAAAUAUUGGGAGAGAACCAUACAGAACGCUUUGCAACACCCUCUUAAGCCUUAUGGAUGUGCCUUCCAGUUGAAUCAGAAUAAAUAUUUGUAAUCUCUAUCCAGAUUGACAAUAUUACCUAUUAUGCUGGUGGAUAAUAGUUAGGGUUGUUUUUUUUUUAAUUAGUUUUUUAAUGUGAUUAGUUGGAGCAUUGUAUUUAUAGAGUGGAUUGCAAGAAUUUAACAAAGCGCAUCCACUUGAUUGCAUGAACAUUUUCUCAGUUAACUCUCUCUUUUACCUUAAUCAGCAUGUUUAUUUUGUGACAGGUUUGUUCUUGUUUUGUUUUUUUUGUGUUUUUUUUCUUCACUUUUGAGUCUUCCUUUGUAAAGAUGUUGACUAUUUACAAUAGCCUCAGCUACUUGACACAAGACACAAUUUAUCUUUUGGGCACAGUGCCUAGAAAAAAGUGUACAUGGUCUUAAAUUUAAGAUCUCACUGUCUGUCAGAAAAGAUGUGAAUUUAGUUUGUCAUUAUCUCUCCCAUGUAGCUGCUGAUCCACUAAAUUGUUUAUUUUCAGCAACGGUUUUUUGUUUCUAUGUCCACAUGUAUACGGUUCUUCCCCUGUAAAGAAACUCCUCUGUCCAACAAGCUAGUUAAAACCUUGCCUUAAUGCUAGAACUAACGAUUGUCAUGAGUUCCUUUUCUCUUAUAAGCCAUACUGGCUGAAUGGUUUGUGAGUAAAUGCAGAUAGGGAUCCAUUAGUCAUUUGUUAGACGUGUCAGCACACUUGUCUUCUGUGCUGUAUAUGCAUCUUAAUUUUCUUCCUGUUGUCCACCUGCCUUAGUGUGUUACAGAGCUUGCUGUAGAUCUGCGUGUUGCUGGUGAAGUGAUCAGUAUAGUAAUAUAUAUUCCACAUUGCCAGAGUUGGCACCGCUGUAGACUGAGAUAUGUGCUAAUGCAGGCUUGGCUGGCUGCUUGUUUGCUGUGUGGGUGUGCGGUGGACUGCCGGUCUCCCAUCCCCACAAAGCCGACAUGCAAGCUUUACACUGGAAGACUUUCUGGCAGAAGAAUGUGUCAAGGCUGAGUGAAGAUAUACCUCUAUGCAUAUGAGCUUGUGUUGCAUAAGUACUUGUAAUUAAAGUCUGCCGCUCCAUCAUAUGAGGAUCUGCUCGCCUCAGUUCAUUGAAGGAGCACUUAAGGAACGUCCUUCUCAUUUACUCUUAAUUGUUACUAUCACUGGUUUGUAGCCUUUCUGAGGGUACCUUGGCUCCAAACAUAGCCAUAUAUAUAGUCCACCUCACAUUCUGAGACUUGUGUUCUAAAUAGGUCCUAUGUGUUCUUUGUUCUACCUUGACCAUAGGGAAUAGUGGUCUGGCGUUACUGUUCUAUAUUAUAACUGGUUACUGCUGUUACAAAGCUACAGGACAACUAUUACUUGCUGAAGUGGUAAAGUUACAAUGGUUUUAAAGGUAUGUUCAGUCUGAAUGCAAUCUGGUGGAUGAACCUGGUACAGUGAAAACACGAAGGCAAAGCUGCACCCACACGUGGAGAAAAAUGAUCCUUACCCCAAAUCAUUAGAACAGGGAGACAGACAUUUGCAGAAGUCUUUAGAAAAAUAGGUAAAGAAAGACAUCAUGAAGAAGUCAUCAGAGGUAACUAAAGGCCGAUAACAGCAGUCGAACUUGCUUCGAUAACAUGAAGGUGAAAUACUUGUUCAGUCUGAACCCACCUUAAGGUUGGCUUAAGUUGUACCUACAUAAACGAGUGCAUUGCCCAUAAAAAUUCCAUUUGAAUUGCAGACAACAUGACCAGCCAUUGAGUAAGCAGGAUAAUGUUCUGCUCACAGUGCAGUUUGUCAUAAAACAUCUGUACAGGCCAUUGCGGAUGGUCUGCUGUUUUCUAUUGUGAACAACAUGGUUUUAAACUGCAAUGCAAUUCAGAAUAAAUAAGAUCCAUCAUGGCUGCUAGGGGUUGGUAACAUUCAAACUGCCACAAACCUAAUGGAAUAAAACAGGGUAUUUUUUUGUAAUGCACAUCUUUUUUCUGUCUUGUUUCCCCCAGAAAUAGACAGUUUUAACAUUUACCGUGUUACUUCCAUGUAUUCUGUUCUUCCCUGUAUGCAAAUUCAGAAGAGGAAUGUGCCACAAUGCUUAGUUGAAUGUAUUGUAUAAUAAUGAACACUAAUGCUAGGAGUUAGCAUACAUAGUCACCGCCUUUGUUUUCCAUCCUCAUUUUUCAGAAUAGACUGCAGUUAGCACCACAUAGUGCAGUGUACCGUGUGCCUGCUUCAUUGUGCUGGUAGCAUUCACACAACUGCGUCCAACCUGCAUCACAGCUCUGUGUGUUAGUGUGUACAUGUGUCAGUCAGAGACGUGGGAAGGGGUUGCUGAGUGUAGAUAUGCAUUCAGUACAUACACCUUCUCUACUAUUAAAUAUAACCAUACUCAUGCUCACCACAUAUGUGAAAUUUACCCGAAUAGUUUUCAAGUAUGUAGAAAAAAUGUGCUGGGUGAGCACUGCGAAUCUUUUUAAAACUUUAAAGGCACAGUUGAACAGUCCUGGUUUAAGAGCACACACUAAAAA